AGCAUGAAGUGGUUUGGGGUCCUCGGGCUGGUGGCCCUCUCAGAGUGCUUAGUCACAAUCCCUCUGACAAGGAUCAAGUCCAUGCGAGAAAACCUCAGGGAGAAAGACAGGCUGAGAGAUUACCUGGAGAAGCAUCCUUACAACCUGGCCUACAAGUUUGUUGAGUCUGUAGAUCCGGACCUGGGGGUAUAUUAUGAACCCAUGAGGAACUAUCUGGAUCUGGCCUACGUCGGCACCAUCAGUAUUGGAACACCCCCGCAGGAGUUCAAGGUCAUCUUUGACACGGGCUCGUCUGACUUGUGGGUGCCCUCCAUCUACUGCUCCAGCCCUGCGUGCGCUAAUCACAAUAUCUUCAACCCUCUGCUGUCUUCCACCUUCCGGAUCUCGGGCCAGCCCAUCCACCUCCAGUACGGCUCCGGGAGGAUGUCAGGAUUUCUGGCCUAUGACACCGUUCAGUUCGGGGGCCUUAUCGAUGAGUCCCAGGCAUUUGGCCUGAGCUUGAGGGAACCCGGCAAGUUCAUGGAAUAUGCAGUCUUCGAUGGCAUCCUGGGCCUGGGCUACCCCAGCCUCAGCCUCGGAGGCACCCUCCCCGUCUUCGACAACCUGUGGAAACAAGGUCUCAUUUCUGAGGAGCUCUUCGCCUUCUACUUGAGCAAAAAGGAGGAGGAGGGCAGUGUGGUGAUGUUCGGCGGUGUGGACCACUCCUACUAUAGCGGAGAGCUCAACUGGGUGCCCGUGUCCAAGCCCCUCUACUGGCAGUUGUCCGUGGACAGCAUCUCCAUGAACGAGAUGGUCAUUGCUUGUGAUGGCGGCUGCGAGGCCAUUAUUGAUACCGGAACCUCGUUGCUGAUUGGCCCAUCUGACGUUGUCUUCAACAUACAGAAGAUCAUCAAUGCCAAGCAGUCCUACAGUGGCGAGUAUGUAAUUGACUGUGACGCCGUCAGCACCCUGCCUGACAUCGUCUUCACCAUCAACGGCAUCAACUACUCAGUGCCAGCCAGUGCCUACAGCCGGGAGGAUCAUCAGGGCACCUGCUACAGCAACUUCGACGAAGGCAAAGGCGGCCUGUUCCUCUCGGACUCCUGGAUUCUGGGUGAUGUCUUCCUGAGGUUGUAUUUUACCGUCUUCAAUCGAGCGAACAACACGAUUGGCCUGGCUCCGGCAGUGUAAAUGCUGGAGCUGCUUCAGGAAGCAACCAUUCCACCCCGCCACACACACACACACACACACACACACACACACACACACACACAGUCACUCGGGGCAUUCCCGCCCGGGGUCCAUCCUGAACUCUGUCUGGGGCUCUGUAAAGCCUGCUCUCGGUAGAGAAUAAAAGACCUCAUUUUCCAUGGU
Messenger RNA from Callorhinus ursinus (northern fur seal), 1353 nucleotides. RefSeq names its product pepsin F-like. Gene Ontology annotation, molecular function: aspartic-type endopeptidase activity. Gene Ontology annotation, biological process: proteolysis. NCBI's taxonomy places the organism in Eukaryota, Metazoa, Chordata, Mammalia, Carnivora, Otariidae. The record is from RefSeq and is a predicted model, not a curated record.